GUGAGCACGUUGAGGUCCGCGAGUGAUCAGCUGAGCCGAGUGGCAGUGUAUAGUUUAUCUAGAGCCCGGGCAGAGGCGGGAACUUGUGGGAAUGCUUGUGUAGUAGUAUAUGCCGGGAGGGGGAGGCAGAAGAAGGUGUGAGCUAAGGAAAGGAAGUGCAGUGUACGGAAAGAUCCCAAGGGACGGGCAGGAGCCUCGGAGUUACGAGGAGUGUGUGUGGGGGAUCCUCUGCAAAAAGGGUACAGAGUGGGGAUCUCGUCUAAUAGACACAGUACAGCAAGGUUUCCGUCUCAUAAGGGUUUGGGUUGUGGAAUUUAGUUGCAGGGGGUUUACAGGGGCCCCAUCUAAUUUAGGGUGGUCCUACAUAAUGAUCUGGCGUCUGUGAGACCAUUGUGCUGCUUCUUCCUUCAGUGGAUAUAGAGGAGGGGACACCCCAUGGCUACUGGUACUUACUCUUCUCAGCCCUUCUAUGUAGGGAUCUGCCUGAUAUCAGCCAUCUGCACUCUCAUCCAGGGAAUAGAACAGACAUCCUUCCUGUCUUCCUACGAUAUAAUUAUACCUCAGAAAGUAGCCCGGGCACGAAGAGAUACGUCUGAAUCCUCUGGAGAGAAUUCACUUUCAUAUGCCAUUGAGGUAGAAGGCAAGAAACAUGUUCUGCAUUUGGAAAAUAACAGAAAUUUUAUUGCCAGAGACUUUGCUGUCUAUACAUUUGCAGAAAGUGGAAGUAUAAUAGCAAGCCGGCUUCAGGAUAAGGAGCACUGUCAUUAUCAGGGGUAUGCAGAGGGGGUUCCAGGAUCUGUUGUGGCCAUCAGCACCUGCUCUGGUUUACGGGGCAUGCUGCACCUGCAGAACUCAAGUUAUGGGAUCGAACCCUUGGACACCUCAGACACGUUCCAGCAUCUGGUAUAUCGCCUGGAGGAUGUAAAGAGUGAGCCGAUGUCAUGCGGAGUGACAGCUGCUGACAAAGAGCCAGAGACAGACCUUAAUCCACCUAGUAUGACUCAGCUCCUGCGGAGGGCCAUUCUCCCCCAGACAAGAUACGUGGAACUCUUCUUAGUUGUGGACAAGGAGCGGUUUGACUUGCUCGGCAGGAAUGAAUCGGCUGUGAGGGUGGAAAUGGUGCAACUGUCAAAUUAUCUGGACAGUAUGUACACAAUGCUUAACAUUCGUAUUGUCCUGGUUGGCCUGAUGAUCUGGACAGACAGCAAUAAGAUCAGCAUUGAUGGGACAGCAGGAGAUGUCCUGGGGCGUUUUGUACAGUGGCGCGAGACUAACCUGCUCUCCCUGCGUAGGCAUGACAGUGCCCAGCUUGUCCUGAAGAAAAGCUAUGGUGGCACAGCAGGCAUGGCAUUUGUGGGCACGGUAUGUUCCAGAAGUCAUGCCGGUGGUAUCAAUGUGUUUUCCCAUUACAAUGUCCAGUCCUUUGCUUCCAUUGUUGCCCAUGAGCUGGGCCACAACCUCGGGAUGAACCACGACGAUGGCCGGAACUGCUUGUGUUCAGUGGGUAGCUGCAUCAUGAACUCUGGUGCCACGGGAUCCAAAAACUUCAGCAGCUGCAGUGAAGAAGACUUUGAGAAACUGACACUACACAAGGGCGGGAGCUGUCUACUGAAUGUGCCUAAACCCGAUGAAGCUUACAGUGCCCCCUUCUGUGGAAACAAACUUGUGGAUGUAGGAGAGGAGUGUGACUGUGGGAGCCCCAAGGAAUGUGAGAAGGAUCCAUGCUGUGAACCUGGGACCUGCAAGCUGCGUUCUGGAGCCCAGUGUGCCUAUGGAAGCUGCUGUCAAAACUGCCGGUUCUCCCCUGGUGGCACAGUCUGCAGGGCAGUGGUCAUUGAAUGUGACCUCCCAGAGUACUGCAAUGGCUCCUCCCCUUUCUGCCAGCCAGAUGUCUAUAUCCAGAAUGGGCAUCCGUGCCAGAACAGUAAAGCCUACUGCUACAAUGGCAUGUGCCAGUCUUAUGAUGCCCAGUGCCAGGCCAUCUUUGGAUCCAAGGCCAAGUCUGCUCCCCCAAUCUGCUACCAAGAAGUAAACUCCAAAGGGGACCGAUUUGGGAACUGUGGGUUCCAAGGCAAUGAUUACAGAAAAUGCGACACCAGGAAUGCCCGCUGUGGGAAGCUGCAGUGUGAGAAUGUGGAGACUAUGCCUGUGUUUGGGAUUCGGCCUUCCUAUAUUCAAACUCCAAUUCAUGGCACCAGUACCGUUUGCUGGGGAGUGGAUUUUCAGCUCGGCUCUGAUGUCCCCGAUCCUGCCAUGGUGAAUGAAGGCACCAAGUGUGAUGAGGGCAAGGUCUGCAGUAAAUUCCAAUGUGUUGAUGCUUCUGUGCUUCAGUACGACUGCGAUGUGCAGAAGAAGUGUGGAGGAAAUGGGGUUUGCAACAGCAAUAAGAACUGUCAUUGUAAUGAAGGUUGGGCCUUCUCUAAUUGCCAAACCGAAGGCUACGGGGGCAGCAUUGACAGCGGACCUACAUAUAAUGAUAAAGACACGUCUCUCAGGGAUGGGCUGCUGGUUUUCUUCUUCCUUAUUGUGCCUCUUUUGGCCCUUGGUGCCUUUGUAUUCUUCAGGAGAAAUGAACUAAAAAGAAGAUUCUGCAGGAAAAAACGCUCACAGGCCCACGAAGUUGACGACAAAAAUCAAACAGGAGGAGAGAGGCAAGCAUCAGGGCCACCAAGGAAUGCACCAAGCACAGCACCUGGAAGGGGUAUUCCAAACGCAGGCCCACCAAGAAAUGCACACAAUGUUCCACCCAAUAGAGGGACACCACUUACUGGCCCACCAAGGAACAUGCCAAACCCAGCACAAAGUCAGUGGCCUUCUGCCCUCAGCCCCCCUAGAAAUGUGCCACCUGCUGGACCAUAUAGAAGUAUGCCAGCUACUGCACCCGCUCAAAGCACUCCCUAUCAACCGAAUAACUUUGCUGUUCCAUCAUAUACAGUGAAGCAGCCUCAACAUAUGCCAUCUAGGCCUCCUCCACCUCACCAAAGAGAAGCACCUGCCAAUAUAAUUCCAUCACGCCCGGCCCCUGCUCCUCCACUAUAACUACUCAAGCACAAUUCAUCCACGUAGAAUUCUCUUUGGGACAUUUAUCAUGACUGGGUACAGAGGUGUUUCUGUAGAAAAGCAUUGGAAAUAAUACCUUUAAGAAAGGUGCAACAGACACAAUGGUUAUACGUGUAUCCCAGACGCUUGCCCAUCCUCCGCUGGGUAUUUGGUCACUUUACCCCCAGAUAAUCAUGGGCCACGGUGGGAACUAAAGGACGGCAAGAUUCUUUCACAGAAAUAGUGGUAUUUUUCAUGCAUGUAUGUAACUUUGAAUAUCUUUCAGUGGGACCUCAGUAAUCCAAUACAAAGGUUUUUUGGUUUUUUUGCUAGAGGUUGAAAAGGUUUAUUUUGAGCAUGCUGUAACAUUAACACACACGCCUGUGACGGUUUCUGUUAUAUGUUAUACUGCAUGCAUGCCUUCCCAGGAUGCAAUCUGUCCAGGUGCCUAAUGGACAGGAAGAUGCCACCCACUUCUACCGUUUCCCUUUAUAGUCCCCCCUGAAGCACUGUUUGAUACACUGAGCCACUUAGCUGCUGUGACCAGAUGCGGAAGGUUCCGGGAAGGAUUCCUGCUCAGACAGUGGUAUGAGGAAAGUUCACUGAGGUGGUAAAUAAUGUUCAGCUGAUUAAUAGGUAACGUUACAUGCAUGGUACCAGCACAACUUCAUUUAGAGCUGGACAAUUCCCUGGGAGCAGAUCCCUCCUCACCUCUAUAGAAAGUGAUGUUUAUAAGGGAUUCCUACUGCAAGUGCUAACAUAACUAACUGUGUCAUUUCAUACGCCAAAAACUGUUUAUGAUAUACAGUAAUUUUAUUUUCUAUGGGAUUAAAUAUUAUUGAUUUUUUUUUUUUUUUAAAUCGCUACAUUUGUGUUUAAAUGUAUGGCAAAGGAUUCUGGGAAGGCAAAGCAUUAUUGUAGAUCAUGGAUAGGCAAUCUUUGCUACUCCAGAACUACAUUGCCCAACAUUCCUGAAUCAGUAGAGCUGUUAGAGGAAUUCUGGGAGUUAGAGUUCUGCAGUAUGUGGGGUGCCAAAGCAUGUCUAUCCCUGGUAUGAACCAUUAUCAUAAAAGAGGUGAGCUCAGAUAAGGUAGGGAUCAUUUCAUUAGUUGAUUUGGAAGAUACCACUGUGGAUUUUGUUAUAUAAAAUCCUUAAUUCUGAUAAACAGAUUGCACGUUUUCUUUUCUUUUUCGGUUUUUCUGUAAUCCACCUUGUUCUGGCACCAACAUCUUUUCUUACUGCCUAUGACUGAUCUGAUUGAUUGUUAUUCUUGCAAUGAUAUUGUACUUGAAAUAGUGCAACAUGGAGAUAUUAGGAAUGUACAUAUGAAAUUCACUUUAACUUCCUUAGCCGAGUAAAUUUCCUUUAUAAUUAG
Messenger RNA from Xenopus laevis (African clawed frog), 4415 nucleotides. RefSeq names its product ADAM metallopeptidase domain 9 S homeolog (gene adam9.S). Lineage: Eukaryota; Metazoa; Chordata; Amphibia; Anura; Pipidae. Gene Ontology annotation, molecular function: metalloendopeptidase activity; metallopeptidase activity. The transcript has 22 exons. The record is from RefSeq and is a predicted model, not a curated record. Gene Ontology annotation, cellular component: plasma membrane; membrane. Gene Ontology annotation, biological process: proteolysis. Bases 436 to 3039 code for a protein of 867 amino acids.